AAGGGACUGGACUGGGCGGAAGAAGUCGAGCCCAAGAUAUUUCCGGUUCCGGUGUCAGCUCGAGGCGCCGCCGCCGCAGCCGCUGGAGCCGCGAUGCCUAAAGGAGGGAGAAAGGGAGGCCACAAAGGCCGGGCAAGGCAGUACACAAGCCCUGAGGAAAUUGACGCACAGCUCCAGGCCGAAAAGCAGAAGGCCAGGGAAGAAGAGGAACAAGAAGAAGGUGGAGAUGGGGCUGCAGGAGACCCCAAAAAAGAGAAGAAAUCUCUAGACUCAGAUGAGAGUGAGGAUGAGGAAGAUGACUACCAGCAAAAGCGCAAAGGUGUGGAAGGGCUUAUCGACAUCGAGAACCCCAACCGGGUGGCACAGACAACCAAAAAGGUCACACAACUGGAUCUGGACGGGCCAAAGGAGCUUUCAAGGAGAGAACGAGAAGAAAUUGAGAAGCAGAAAGCAAAAGAACGUUACAUGAAGAUGCAUUUAGCUGGGAAGACAGAACAAGCCAAGGCGGACCUUGCCCGGCUGGCGAUCAUCCGGAAACAGCGGGAGGAAGCUGCCAGGAAGAAAGAAGAGGAAAGGAAAGCAAAAGAUGAUGCCACAUUGUCAGGAAAACGAAUGCAGUCGCUCUCCCUGAAUAAAUAAACGUGACCCGUGGGAGGAGAUGCCAGGGAACUGGGCCGCGCCGCCAGGACCUCUGCUGUGUCUCGCUCACCCUGUGCCCUGGUGCCGCUGCAGCAGCCCCUCAAGGCCAGGAGCCCCCACAGCAUGGGGCCUCCUUUUCAUCUUGGCACAGAAAUUGGGGGGAUGUGGGGGGGGCUGGGGGAGGGGCAGCUGCUAUCUUUGAGACAGAAAGAUGCAGGACAGCAUUUCGUAUGUAACCAUUUGAAUGUUUUUGCCGUUUUUAGAAUUCAGAACCCUUGUUGGGGGGUGCCUGGGAGGUGGGGUAAGAAGAGCUUCCAUUUGUCUGGUAGAUUGCACGUUAGUGGGCGGUUGUGCCAGGAGGCGGCUGCUAAGAAGUUACAGACAACCAGCCCUGUCUGUGUGGCCUGGGUGCUCAUUCAGAGAGGGGCUGUCAUCUGGGAGCCUGUGCCUCUGGGUCCCUGAGGGUCAUAGCUUGUCCCUGGCCAGUCCCCUCUUUCUGAGGCUUCUCUCUGCCCUUCUCCACCCCAUUCCUACCUACCCGGCCAGGGCUUGGGCCCAUUUUUAACCCUACCCGUUGAUCAUUUCAAUAACCUCUGUUGACUUUGCAGCACCCAGGCAAAACAUGCUCCACAAAUUCAACUUGUAUAUUUGGCAGAUUAAACUUGACAUUAUCAUAA
This is a messenger RNA of Microcebus murinus (gray mouse lemur), 1316 nucleotides long. RefSeq names its product PDGFA associated protein 1 (gene PDAP1). The record is from RefSeq and is a predicted model, not a curated record. Lineage: Eukaryota; Metazoa; Chordata; Mammalia; Primates; Cheirogaleidae.